AGGGAGGAAAUCAUUCCCUCUCCUUCGGUGCCCGCUAGGAAAAAAAAAAUCAAACCGGGAUUCCGGGAAUGGCUUUCGCUUUUUCCCCCAUCGCGGAGGUUCCGACGUCAGCGGCCGGCCGUCGCCAUGACUCACACGGUGAUGGUAACCAAUGGUGAUGCGGGCCCGCGGUCACGUGGGAGGCCGCAGCCAAUGGGGACGGGCGGUUUUCCGUCACGUGGGGCGCGCUGGCCAAUCGGCGCGUCCAAGAUGGCGGGGGGUAUAUAAGGUGUCGUCGGGGUGCCAUUUGCGGAGCGUAGGCUCGGCUUUAGGGAGUCGCUUCUCGUCGGAUUUAUGUAGAAAUCCCCAAACGAAACGGGUGUAAUAUAGGUUUAAAAACUCUCCCGAAGGCGCCGGCACUCGGUUGCCGUUUUCGACAGCUGGAUUUUAAGCGGCAGCAUGGAAAGUGAAGGCGGUUCUGCGGCCCCGGCAGGCCCAACGACUCGAUGCGGAUUUUUUCUUCUUGAUUCUACCAUCUCUAUAUUCUCGCAUCUUCUGAAGUUUACACUGGUGCUAGCCAGCAAUAGAAAGCAUCGUGAUGUCAUCUGGUGAUCAAAAGUCAACUAACGAUCUCUCCAAAGCAGUUAAUGGCUGCUGCCAGGCUACCAGGUGAGGUCUACAAUGGGAUCAAUGGUAUGUCGAGUGAGAGUGGCCCAGGGAAGAGACUAAGAAAACUACCAGCGAUGGGGGAUGGCCUAGAAAGCACACAGAUGUCUUCAACACAGUCACAAGCUCAACCCCAACAAAGCAUUGCUGGUAAUCCUUUCCCUCCUGAAACAUCCAAUCCCAACCGAUCCAAACGGCUGACAAACCAGCUCCAGUUUUUGUCAAAAGCGCUCCUGAAGACAAUAUGGAAACACCAGUUUGCUUGGCCUUUCCAACAGCCUGUGGAUGCUGCGAAAUUAAACCUACCUGAUUACUAUAAAAUCAUCAAACAUCCUAUGGAUAUGGGAACAAUUAAAAAACGCUUGGAAAACAAUUACUACUUGAACGCCCAAGAAUGUAUUCAAGACUUCAAUACCAUGUUUACCAACUGUUACAUUUACAAUAAGCAAGGGGAUGAUAUAGUCUUAAUGGCAGAAGCUUUGGAAAAGAUAUUUCUUCAGAAAAUUUCAGAGAUGCCACAAGAAGAGAUUGAAGUACCCAUCCAGCCUACCAAAGGAUCACGGGGACGAAGCAGAAAAGAAGCAGUUCAUUCUAAAACCAACGUGUCAACUGUACAGACUGUCACACAGACGACAAUGCCAGUAUCCGCACCAGCACAACCACAGCAGCCACCACCUCAGCGGGCACCUCAGGCAUCUCAGCCUGCGCCACCACAGCCGCAGCUUCCAUUGGUAUCUGUGCCGGCACCAACGCCACAGUCAUUUCCUCCUGCAACUCCUGACUUGAUAGUCCAGCCUCCAACCACAACAGUGUCUCCGCAUACUUCAGCACCCCCAAUGCCGACACUCACGCCAACAACUGUGAUGACGACAGCGCCACAGCCUUUAAAGCAUAAAAAGGGUGUGAAAAGGAAAGCUGAUACAACAACACCAACAACCAACGUUGCAGUGAAGAGUCGAGAGUCUUCUCCGUUAAUGACCGAACCCAAACCUGCAAAGAUCCCUUCCAGAAGUGGCAGACCUCCCAAACCUGCAAAGAAAGAGAUUCCAGACUCACAACAGCAAAUUCAUCUUGAGAAGAGUGCGGGUGGAGGUGUUGGGAUUGUCGGAAGUGGUGGUGAUGGCAGUGGCAGUGAGCUUGUUGUCGGCAGUGGAAACGUUUCAGAACAGUUGAAGUACUGCACUGGGAUUCUAAAGGAAAUGUUCGCCAAGAAGCACGCAGCCUAUGCCUGGCCCUUCUACAAACCUGUGGAUGUAGACGCCUUGGGACUGCAUGAUUAUCAUGACAUUAUAAAACACCCAAUGGAUCUCUGUACUAUUAAAGCAAAAAUGGACAACCGACAAUAUGGGGAUGCUCAAGACUUUGCAGCAGAUGUUCGGUUGAUGUUCUCCAAUUGUUACAAAUAUAAUCCUCCUGAUCAUGAAGUGGUUGCGAUGGCAAGAAAACUGCAGGAUGUGUUUGAGAUGCGUUUUGCAAAAAUGCCAGACGAGCCCGUUGAACCAGUUGUUCCAUCUCCUCCUCCUGUACCACCUCCGCCCAACCAGGUGUCAUCCUCAUCUUCGAGCGACAGUAGCAGUGAUAGCUCCUCUGACAGCGACAGCAGCACAGACGAUUCCGAGGAGGAGCGGGCACAGCGGCUGGCUGAACUUCAAGAACAGUUGAAAGCGGUACAUGAGCAGCUGGCUGCCCUUUCCCAACCCCAACUGUCAAAACCAAAGAAGAAAGAGAAAGAUAAGAAAGAGGAGAAAAAGAAAGAGAAGGAAAAGGACAAAGAAAAAGAGAGGCAUAAAAAGAAAGAUGAUGUGGAAGAAAAGAGAAAGAGCAAAGCUAAGGAGCAACAGCCAAAAAGAUCAAAGAAGAGCAAUGCAAAUCCCAGGAACAUGAAGAACAACAAACCUGGACCCACGUACGACUCUGAUGAAGAAGAUAAAUGCAAGCCGAUGACCUAUGAGGAGAAAAGACAGCUGAGUCUGGAUAUAAACAAACUUCCUGGAGAUAAAUUGGGGAGAGUAGUUCACAUCAUUCAGUCCCGUGAGCCCUCACUGAGAAACUCAAACCCUGACGAAAUUGAAAUAGACUUUGAAACUUUAAAACCCUCCACAUUGCGAGAGCUAGAACGAUACGUCACGUCGUGUUUACGAAAGAAAGCGAGGAAACCUCAAGUGAAAAAAGUCCCAGGGAAAUCGAACGAUGACCUCCAGCUAGACUCGAAGAGUGAGCUGGAUACCAGGUUACAUGACGUUAGCGGCCAGCUGAGCUCUGGGAAGAAACCAGGCAUAAAAGCUGAGAAGCAUGACGUAAGCAUGGAUGUGGGAGGCCCAUCAAGGAUGAGAAGCAGCAGCAGUUCUUCUGAGUCAGACAGUAGCAGUGACUCCAGCUCCUCUGAGAGCAACGACUCUGAAACAGAGGUGCCACCUAAAACCAAACAUGGCAGCCACAAGAGUCGCUCUGGACGGGAGCAAAAGAAGCAACAUCACCACCACCAUCAGCUUCCACAGCCGAUGAAGCAAUCACCUCCACAGUUUAUACCUACUCCCCUUCCAAUCAUGGAGCCACAGAUAUUGACCAAUGCCUAUGAUGCCAUGCCGCACUUUGGACAGCCCAUAAUGCACCUUCCUCACCAAAGCGAGCUGCAGACGCAUUUGCCGCCACCACCCGAACAGCAUUCGCCCCCUCACCUCACCCAGCAUUCAGUGGUGUCUCCACCAGCCUUGCACAGUAGUUUGCCUCAACAGCCAUCCAGACCCAGUGGUAAAGCGGCACCAUUACCUCCCAAACAGCCUCGUCCUCUUGCACAGUCCCCGCCCAUGGUCCCACAGCCUAUAUUACAGCCCCCACAGAUGACUCAGCCGCCAGCUAUUCUAGAAGAGGAAGAACUACCAUCUCAUCUCUCGAUCCCCCUACAUGCUUCUCAGAUGCACCUGUAUCUGCAACAGCUGCAAAAGGCCCAGAGUCACACCCCGCUUCUCUCAACGGUCCAGACUGCGUCCCUGCCCCAGCCACUGCCCCAGACCAUCCUCAGCCAACCACAGGUAUCUCACGCGCAGCCCCAGCCUCCACCCCACACUCAGGCUGUGACACAUCCCCAGCCUCAGCCUCUCUCCCAACAGCAGGUACAACAGCAACAGCAGCAGCAGCAGCCAAGGCCACUUCACAUGCAGCCCAUGCAGUUUCCACCACACAUCCAGCACCCGCAGCCUCCCCACCAACCUCCCCCGCAGGCGAAACCCCAGCAAGUCAUUCAGCAUCACCACUCCCCACGGCAGCCAAAACCUGAUCCCUACUCCACAGCUCAUAUGGCAGAUGUGUCUUCUCCGCUCCUGAUGCAUUCCCCACCACUGCCACAAUUUCCAUCCCUUGUCCAGUCACCACCAAGAAAUGUACAGACUAAAAAACAGGAACCCCGAACACCGUCAAUAGUACAGUCGCAACCGAUGGUGCACGUGAAAGAAGAGAAGAGUCACUCUUCACCCGUAAUCAGAAAUGAGCCAUUUAGUCCUUCAAUGCGGCAGGAGCCAUCAAAGCCGAGGGAAGGAAACAAACCACCUCCACAUCUUGGUCACAGGGCGGAGAUGAAGCAGAUGGAAGUUGCUGGGCCAGUGAUUCGGCCUCCGGAACACAGCUCGCAGCCUUCUCCUCAGGACAAAGACAAACACAAACAACAGACGCCCAAAACUCCUGUGGCUCCCAAAAAGGAUCUCAAGAUCAAGAACAUGGGAUCAUGGGCAAGUCUUGUUAAGAAGACUCCUUCCACUCCCUCAUCUACGGCAAAAUCAUCAAGCGAUAGCUUUGAGCAGUUUAGGCGAGCAGCGCGAGAGAAAGAGGAGCGAGAAAAGGCGCUUAAAGCACAGGAAGAGUAUCGUAAGAUGCAACACGAGGCAGCGGAGAAGGAGCGUCUCCGCAUGGAGCAGGAGAGACAGCGAAGUCGAGAUGAGGAGGAUGCUUUGGAGUGCGCCCGGAGAGCUCACGAGGAGGUGAGAAGACAGCAGCAGCAUCUUCAACAGCAACAGCAACAGCAACAAGCAGCAGCAGCAGCAACAACAACAGCAACAGCAGCAACAGCAACAACAACAGCAACAACAACAGGUGCAGCAGCAGCAGCAACAGCAGCAGCAGCAACAGCAGCAGCAGCAGCAACAGGGCUCUCAGCCCACCUCACAGUCUAUGCUGGAUCAGCAGCGAGAGCUAGCAAGGAAGCGGGAGCAAGAACGAAGGCGGAAGGAAGCAAUGGCGGCUACGAUUGACAUGAAUUUUCAGAGCGACUUAAUGGCAAUAUUUGAAGAGAAUCUCUUCUGAGGACUCCUUUUCCUGGAUAUCCUGACUUUUGAAAGUACUACGAAACUGUUUUCCAUGAGUUGCGUGGCACCGUAGUGUUUGGGCCAGGUUCUUGGUGCACGGUCUUUCUGCAUGUGUGACCCAGUGAGUGAGCGAAUCGUUCAGUCGAUGCCUUGAAUGGAUGGAUGGACAUGGAUGGACAGAAGUCUGCCUUACAUUUAACCCACAAUAUAGGAAUGAACAAAUAGACAAAAAAAACUUAUUGUUGUUUAGAAAACACGUGCACAAAUGUGCGUCCAGCUUUCCGAAUGAUACUACUGUAAAGAGGGUAGGGAGGGGUUACCCAUUAGCUGCAAGGCUGUCCUCGCCAAACUCCUUCACUAUGUACGAAAAGACACAAUAACAUUCUGAUGUACUCAAUCAAACAGGCUUUCACUGUUACAGUGUCAGGGCCCUGUUUCCUGAACGGUUUUGCUGCAUUGGCUCUAUAAAUCUAGUUCGUCUCCUUCACUGCUCAUGAGAGAACGGGGCAAUACUAUGAUAUAUAUGGGUGGAUUCCCCUGUAAUUGGGAAAACUGGCCCCUUCACUAAGUUACAACAGUAUAAUCUGGAUGGACUAUUUAAGCAGUGCAACUAUGUGUUCAUUUUUUUUUUACAGUGCAUAGUGCUGUCUGCGGGUUUUGUUUAUCUACAGAGUUUUCACAUACUAGGCUGGGUAUGUUCUGACAAGCCAUGUGAUGGUUAUGGCAAUACAAAAAAGGGAAAAAAAUCGUAUGUCGGAGGUUAUGAGUUUAAACAGCUGUCCCAUCUAAAGCAUUUUUUUUUUUGUUUUUCCGUUUUAAUUUCUUUUCUGCAGUGUUUGGGAUCAAAGCUGGACUACCAACCAAAGUAGGUAAAAUUGUUUUGUCUCAUUACCUCAGGAGAUACGAAUGUUGAAUGGCACUGCUGAAACUGUUUUGUACUGUUGUCCCUCUGAAUAGUAAAGAUACAAGAGCUGACUUUCUUUUCUGCAAAUAACCAGAGGUUUCAGCUGCCCUUGAGUAGUUCAACCGAUGCUGUAUAGUGGGUAUGGUUGGUGUGCAAUGCUUAACUUGUAUGUUUUCUGUAAUUAAAAAAAACUUACUUUAUUAAUGUAGCAGACUUCCAUACGAUUUGGAGGCCCAGGUGUGAGUUUUAUCUUUAUAUGGUCGAUUCUGGGCGUUCCUUUUUUUUCUUCAGAGGGUUGUACAAAAUAUACGAGCUGUUUCUGUGCAAGUGUCUCUUUAGUAUUCGCUAAAAGCAUCAAGUGAAGUGCUGGUUCUCCUAGUUAAACUCUGCAGCAAGAAUUAGACGAGUGAUUGUUUUAUGGCAAAUAUGGCAAAAUUUAAAUUAAUGUACCAUUCCUCGUCUUUGCCUUUAAAUAUAAUUUUAUUUUUUCAGCUGUUUUUAACCUUUUUCUUUUUUUUUUAAAUGAACAUAUUUUAAUGUGCCAAAAUACCCACUAUACAGUACCAGCUCCAGUGUUGGUAACCUCAGUUUAAAGUCGGUUUUACUGAGAGGCAGAAAAAUUGCAUUUGGUCUGUAUCGAUUAUUGAAUAAACACACCUUUUAUACAAUA
Molecule: messenger RNA, 6517 nt
Organism: Leucoraja erinaceus (little skate)
Lineage: Eukaryota; Metazoa; Chordata; Chondrichthyes; Rajiformes; Rajidae
Gene: brd4
Product: bromodomain containing 4
Exons: 23
Coding region: 627-4889 (1420 amino acids)
Biological process (GO): chromatin remodeling; positive regulation of transcription elongation by RNA polymerase II
Cellular component (GO): chromatin; nucleus
Source: RefSeq, a predicted model, not a curated record